ACACUUUCUGCAGCAUUCGGGAUGGAUUACUUAUACUUUGCGCGUCACAGUAAGGUGAAGUUGGGCCUAAAGCUCUAUGCGGAGGCCCUUUCGGACGCGGAAAAGGUCAUUGAGCUCAACCCUUCGUCUUAUCUCGGGUACGAACUAAAGCACGCAGCGCUUCAUGGAGCACAUCGCCAUUAUGAUGCAUUCGAAGCCUUAACAAUCAUGCUCUCCAAGUUGAAUGAUACACUCGACUAA
Molecule: messenger RNA, 240 nt
Organism: Suillus subalutaceus
Lineage: Eukaryota; Fungi; Basidiomycota; Agaricomycetes; Boletales; Suillaceae
Exons: 2
Coding region: 22-240 (72 amino acids)
Molecular function (GO): protein binding
Source: RefSeq, a predicted model, not a curated record